CACAUUAAACAUAUCUUUAAAUUUAUUUAAUUCAUGCAUUCACAGGUUAAUAUUAAGUUCAUUUAUAUUAGUACAACUAAGGGUUAAGUUAUCCUAUAUUCUACUUUACAUUGUUAUCCUAAGAGUUACACUACUGCUAUCUCUCUUACAUACAAUAAUUAAGCUGUCAUAAUAAUGUAUUACAUAUUGAGAGCAUCAUCACCUGAUGCUGAUCACCGUUACCUAUACCUCUAUAUCAAUUAUUUUGGUAAGUUUUGCAUGAAGUUUAUGUUCCCUAGGCAAGAAGACUUUACAAGUUACUUCUCCAAAGAAGAUGAUGUGAUAUAUUGUAAUGAUGCUGUAGGACUUCUUGAAGAACUGAGUUUUCCAGGAGAUUCAAGUGAAUGGAGACUUUUUAUUGAUGCUUCGAAAAUAAGCUUAAAAGCCGUUCUACUCCAUAAUGGUAACAAAUACCCAUCUGUACCCGUUGCACAUGCUACAAACAUGAAGGAAAAUUAUGCAAACCUAGAAGUAUUACUUGAAAAAAUUCAAUAUUCUCAAUACCUAUGGAAUAUUUGUGCUGAUUUAAAAGUCGUCGCCAUACUUACUGGAUUACAAGGAGGAUACACAAAGUUUUGCUGUUUUCUUUGUGAAUGGGACAGUCGCGCAAGAUUACAUUACAAACAAAAAUCUUGGCCUCUGAGAAAAAGUUUAACUCCUGGGCUUAAAAAUGUAUCUCAGAAACCUUUAGUCCCAAGUGAGAAAAUUUUUCUGCCACCACUUCACAUAAAGUUGGGACUUAUGAAAAACUUUGUGAAAGCGAUGAAUAAAGAUGGUGCAGGUUUUCAAUAUUUAAAAACCAAAUUUCCUCGAAUCAGUGACGCAAAAUUGAAGGAAGGGAUUUUUGUAGGUCCGCAGAUACGUGAGCUAAUGAAAGAUGAAGCUUUUGAAUCGAAGUUGAGCAAAACAGAAAAAAGAGCUUGGGUGGCGUUUGUGAAAGUGUGUCAUAAUUUUCUUGGGAAUACCAAAGUUGACAACUACCGACAAAUCAUUCGGGAGCUUCUUUCUGCUUAUAAAUCUUUAGGAUGCAAUAUGGAGCCGUAUCAGAUGAGCAUGGUGAAAGGUUUCAUCAAGAUAUAAUGCAGAUUGAAAAACGCUACAAUGGGAAAUGGUCAGCAGCAAUGCUUGCUGAUUUCUGUUGGUCACUUCCCCGAGAAACUCCAAUGGAAACAAUGAAAAGGAAAAAAACUACAAAAUAACAUCAUCUUAUCAUCAUAAAAUCAUACUUUAAGAUUUUUCACUGUAAAACUUGGACCGUAAUAUUUUUUAAUUUUCUUAUAAUAA
Bactrocera oleae (olive fruit fly) is the source of this 1323-nucleotide messenger RNA. Lineage: Eukaryota; Metazoa; Arthropoda; Insecta; Diptera; Tephritidae. The record is from RefSeq and is a predicted model, not a curated record.